Pristis pectinata (smalltooth sawfish) is the source of this 1305-nucleotide messenger RNA. Its product is annotated as growth/differentiation factor 6-A-like. NCBI's taxonomy places the organism in Eukaryota, Metazoa, Chordata, Chondrichthyes, Rhinopristiformes, Pristidae. The record is from RefSeq and is a predicted model, not a curated record. The transcript has 3 exons. Gene Ontology annotation, cellular component: extracellular region. Gene Ontology annotation, molecular function: growth factor activity; cytokine activity. Gene Ontology annotation, biological process: BMP signaling pathway; SMAD protein signal transduction. The coding region runs from base 1 to 1305 and encodes 434 amino acids.
AUGUCUGAUCUCCGGCAUCCUCAAGUGAAACCUCAUUUGUGUGUCUCAACUAAACUGCCUGUGGAGAUCAAGAUCAUGGUCACUCUCAGUCUCCUAGCUGUACGAUCAUUCCAGACUCCUGCUGCUGAUGUCUGCCACAUUGCCAUCUGCUGCAAAGCUGCUACACUGGGAUCUCUGCAGGACCCCACUUCUCAGGAUGGUCCUGGUUCCUCAUCACCUUUGGACAGCAAGCACGAUCAGACCUUCAAGCGCCAGCACAUUCGCACCGGCACUGUGGUGCCGCAUGAGUACAUGAUGUCACUUUACAGGACCUUAUCCGAGUGUGAAAGGAAAGGGUUGAACAGCAGUCUGGCCCGAGCCGACCCCGUGCCAACACUGUUACCAGCUCGUGGACAAGGAAAUGACGGAGCUCCCCUUGAGAAGAAACAGAGAUACCUGUUUGAUAUUUCCAAAUUGCCAAACACGGAGGAGCUUGUGGGAGCCGAGCUGAGGAUCUUUCGAAAGUUGCCCGGAGAUCUCCAUGCGGCGCUCUCCCUGGGAGGCAGCAUGUAUCGGAUUUUACUUUAUUCCUGUCCCGAGCGGGGGGAUUCCCCACCGAAACCACUCGAUUCGAGGACAGUUGACAUAUUGGACGUCGAUUCGUCAAGAUGGCAAGUGUUCGACGUGUGGGAAUUAAUGAAAAGCCACAUCACUGCUAACCUACUGUGUUUAGAUGUGGAAAUCAUUUCCGAUUACUCCCAGAAGGCUUUAGAUCCUCGACUUUUGGGAUUCAAUCGCUCUGAUCUCCAGCCUCAGGAAAAAGCCUUGUUGGUGGCGUUCAGCAACACGAAGAAAAGGGAAAACCUCUUUCGAGAGAUCAGAGAGAAGAUCAGAUCUCUGGGUGGGUCGGAAUCACUGCAAGUUAGCCGCGAACCCAGUGUCAAGCGCCGCAGAAAAAGGAGGACUGCGUUCUCCAGCAGGUCCAGCAGAGGAAGCGGGAAGAAAGCCAGGUCGAGAUGCAGCAGGAAACCUCUUCAUGUCAAUUUCAAGGAGUUGGGCUGGGACGAUUGGAUCAUCGCGCCUUUAGAUUACGAGGCAUACCAUUGUGAAGGGAUCUGCGACUUCCCGCUCAGAUCCCACCUUGAACCCACCAACCACGCCAUUAUACAAACGCUGAUGAACUCCAUGGACCCCGAGUCCACGCCGCCCAGCUGCUGUGUCCCAUCCAGACUCAGCCCCAUCAGCAUAUUGUAUAUCGACUCCGGCAACAAUGUGGUUUAUAAACAGUACGAAGACAUGGUGGUGGAAUCGUGCGGGUGCAGGUAG